GAGGGAAGUGCCCGUCCAGCAGGAAACUGCUCCUGUGCCGAGUCUAUGUGGAAGGAGGCUGCAGUCAGGUGAUUUGCUGACCCUGUGCAAGUCCAUAAAGCAGCCCGAGAUAGGGAGAAACGCAGAGAUGUGUUCGAUCUCGAGGUGUGGAAGAGAGCUUCGAAUCCCAUUCUAAUCCCCCUGGAAGACAUUGCAAUCUGAUCGAGUCAAGAUGACGAGGGUUGUUUCAUCUGUGUUACGAUUUGCGGAUUACAGUAAUUCGAGCACAACUAUGCAUGAGAAAUCAACCAUGCCCGUGAGCACCAGCCCUGCAGCCCCAGUUCCAUGGUGGACCUCCACAACAGCUGCUGGCACAGCAACCAACAUUACCCAACCACACCAAUGCCUGUUAGUGCUAUAUGAAGACAUCGGUCAAUCACGAGUUCGAUUCUGGGAUGUCUUCCUGCUUAUCCCCAAUGUGCUUUUCUUUGCGUUUUUGCUCUGGAAGCUUCCAUCCGCAAGAGCAAAGAUUCGGGCCACAUCUAGUCCCAUCUUCACUACAUUCUACAUACUGGUUUUUGUUGUGGCAACAGUGGGCAUCACACGUGCUAUUGUUUCCAUGACAGUCAGUGCGUCCACAGUGGCUAUAGUAACGGACAAGAUCCUUUGGGAGAUUUCACGAUUCUUUCUGUUGGCGACUGAGCUGAGCGUAAUAAUAUUAGGCUUGGCAUUUGGACACCUUGAAAGUAACUCCAGUAUCAAGCGUGUAUUGACCAUAACAACAGUACUUGCUCUGGCCUAUUCGAUAACACAGGGGACCUUGGAGAUCUUGUAUCCUGAUGCACAUCUGUCUCCCGAGGACUUCAAUGUUUAUGGACAUGGGGGCCGUCAUUUCUGGCUUGCCAGCUCUUGUUUCUUCUUUCUGGUUUACUCAAUGAUCGUCAUUCUCCCGAAAACCCCUUUGCGGGAGAGAAUAUCUCUGCCAUCCAAGAAAAGCUUCUACAUCUAUGCUGCGAUCUUGUCGUUAUUGAACCUGAUCCAAGGGGUUGGCAGUGCACUGCUGUGCGCUAAUGUUACAGUGGGAUUGUGCUGUGUGGAUGUCACCACGUUCCUUUAUUUCAGUCUAUUUGCUCCGCUGAUGUAUGUUACAUUCCUGAAGGGUUUCUUUGGGUCUGAGCCCAAGAUUCUCUUCUCCUACAAGUCUCAGGUCGAUGAGCCAGAUGACACAGACGUGCAUCUGCCCCAGACCCACUCUGUCGCAAAGAAGGAGGCGCUGGAACCCGGCCCCUAUUCCAAUACACAGAUUGACAGCUCAGCUUCUUACCUGGACGACCUGACGGUCGGAAGCAUCAACAGUAUCGACAGUGAUCGGUGGAAAAUUAUGAAUGCUUGAGGGUGGACGGGGA
This is a messenger RNA of Carcharodon carcharias (great white shark), 1385 nucleotides long. It is a transcript of the gene tpra1, whose product is annotated as transmembrane protein, adipocyte asscociated 1. NCBI's taxonomy places the organism in Eukaryota, Metazoa, Chordata, Chondrichthyes, Lamniformes, Lamnidae. The transcript has 11 exons. The record is from RefSeq and is a predicted model, not a curated record. Gene Ontology annotation, biological process: G protein-coupled receptor signaling pathway. Gene Ontology annotation, molecular function: G protein-coupled receptor activity. Gene Ontology annotation, cellular component: plasma membrane. The coding region runs from base 212 to 1372 and encodes 386 amino acids.